This is a messenger RNA of Staurois parvus, 327 nucleotides long. The record is from the annotation of a GenBank genome assembly. NCBI's taxonomy places the organism in Eukaryota, Metazoa, Chordata, Amphibia, Anura, Ranidae.
UCUAAUGUCAAUGAAUGGGUCGGUGAACAAAAGGAAGCCAACAAGUCUCUGGGGGAGAAGAUCCGGGAGCAGAGUAAACAGAUCCAGCAACUCUCUACAGAAAAAGACCACAUGCAGGAGGUGAUUGAACAGCUGCAGAGAGAGAACAGACAUCUGAGGACCCUGGAAGAUGAGAGGCGCAUAGAGCAUGAGCGCUACAAGCUGUCACUGCGGCAGUCAGACUUGGAACUCCAUCAUCCCUCUGAGGAACCAGGGUCUCUGCGCUCUGCCAGAAGAAUAUUCACCAGUGCUGGAAACCUCAGGACAAAGCCGCGUGGAGGCUCAUGA